Molecule: messenger RNA, 4285 nt
Organism: Cuscuta campestris
Lineage: Eukaryota; Viridiplantae; Streptophyta; Magnoliopsida; Solanales; Convolvulaceae
Source: the annotation of a GenBank genome assembly
GGGCAUUCAUCCAUGAAUCUUCUCCAAAAAUACACCGGAUCUUUACGGAUCUCUCGCUUAAUUUCUUCGCCGAAGGUAAGGAAUUCAUCAUGCACUCACGGAUCUUAGGCAGCAAAAAUACACGGAUCUUUACGGAUCAUGCACUCACGGAUCUGAAUCAGCACCAACAGUUGGUCGGCGAGUGUAGCAUUGAAUGAAGGAGGAUGAACGGCAAUGGCCAAGGUUGGACGAAUGCUGCUCCAGGUAAUUUUUCCUUCAAUUUUGAUGCUCAUAUUAUAAUUUGGGAUUCCACUAAUAAUUGGUUCUGAACGUGCAAUCCAGUAAUUUGUUUUUUUGGAAUUUUGAUUCUUUUAUGCGAGUAUAGUGUUAUAGAGAAGAUCAAUUGUUAUUGAAAAGUUCACAUAUGCAAAAAUCCUGCAUAUAUUCUCUGUUGAAUUUGAUUUGAAAUCAUAUUCUUCAUAAACUAUGUAUAUUCUGCGUAAAAUUAUCUCAUUAAUAAAAAAAGUAUUUUAUAUGUGGAAAAUAUCAUGCAAAGAUGAGUUUUUCUGUCUAAAUUUGAAAAAUAGACAUGAGUGUUUUUGAAGGAUACUUAUUGAUUAGUUACUUUUAUAAAAAGAAAAGACAUAAAUUGGCAUAAUAGAAAUAUUAGGAAGAGAUGUGAUUGGUAUGUUUUCUUUUCUAUUGUAAUCCGUAGGGUGUUCUAUUAUUUGAAGGGAUGUUUCUCAACACUUUCGAUUUCUUUGAGUUUAAUUUGUCUUCUAAUUAAGGUUUAUUUUACCCUUGCUUUUAUGGAAUCGACAUGGUUUAUUUGCGUUCAUUCUUAGCGCCAUAUUUUCUUAACUUUUUAUUUUCCACAACCAAAAUUAUCCAUCUCCAAUUUUGAAAAUUAUCCCGACUGGUGAGUGUGAGGGUUAAAGUGAUAUGAGUAUCAAUUCAAUCAAGAAAAUAUUUAUUGACAAAUUUGUAAGUUAUAAUUUUUUUUGUGGUCGGUCUUUUUUGGUGGUGUUCAUUUCAUGGUGAAUGAAUUUAUUCUCUUUAAUUUGUAUAUUGUUAUGAGCUUAUGAAAGUAACUUUUAUUUCAAUUAAACUACGAUGCUUAAACGAUUUGAAGAACCCUUUUUUUGCUGAUUGCAAUUAUGAGAGUAUGAGGCUUGAAUUAUUUUUUAAAAUCUAAACAAGUCAGUGUUUUAAAAAAUUGAACCACAUUGUUUAACAUAAGCUACAUAAAAGUUGUCAAAAUAAUUGCAUUUGUCUUCAUCCUUUGUUUAGAGUGGUGUAUGUGUGAAGCUGUCUUUUAUUUCUCUUAUGAGAGUUAGAAUGAUAUCGACACUAUAUUAAACAAUGAAAUUAUGAUGGAGUAGUAUUUCACAUGGCUAAGAAUAUCUCAAGAGUAAAAAUGUGUAUUGUUUUAGACCAUGGUGCUUGCUAUAUACCAGGGUAUGAAUUCUUUUAUUGGAGGUCAGAUUUAGUAUAAUAGUAAUAUUGUCUCUUUUUUGUAAUAUCAUAUUGUCUUCGUGCAUAUGGUCUCCAAGGAACUACUCUGAACCAUGCAUGCUUCCAUUCGUAUAAGGUUGUUCACAUUCUUCCAACACCAAAUAAUAAAAGGUAAGAUUGACAUUUUUCUGUUUUGGAAUCAGCAAUAACACUAGGCUUUAUUUCACAUCCCUACAUGAAUUCUGCCUUAAUUUUCAACCAAGAAACACUAUUUAUUGUAAGGAAAUAUGGUGAUCUGAGUGUGACAGAUCAAGAAUAUAUACAGUGCUCAGAUGCUCUACUCUUAAGCCAAGGUGUCCUAAUUUAAGACACGUAAGCAGUCGUCCACGCGUAAGCUUCUGAGAAAAAAAUCAGAAAUUCCUUAUCAAGGCGCUUCUCUUCAUCUGUGCGAUUUGCGUCUUUCUUCCUGGCCAAAAUAUCUUCUUUGCCCAUUCGCCCAAAUAUGGCAAAUUCAAGAAAUAGAAGGAAUGGUUCCCAGAUUCUUAGCCUUAAUUCCGAAACCUACACCGUCAGGCUAUUAACAUUGAUUCUUCGUGGAUUCUUAGCGUGCUUCAAGAUCCAGAUCCAAAAAAAAUUCUUGCAGUAAAUUCUACUCAUAGAAUUUAGGCAUAUUAUUUUCCAGAUCAGUGUGCAUGAAAAAGUAUUGUGACUGCUACCAGGUAUUGUUUCUUGAAAUAAUAAACAACCUAUAUUUGUCUUAGAUGUGCAGCCUUUAUUUCUAAACUCAUUUGCUAAACCCUAUGAUGUAUCAGGUAUAAGUUGGUGAUUCACUGCUCUGUCUCUUAACCAUUACCCUAUUGGACAUUUUUAAUUCCUCAUGUAAUAAGUCACAUUUGUUUGCUCCAUCUUUAAAGGCUAAUGUUGGAUGUUAUAGUGCAUGUCGUUGUGAAGGAUGUAUGAACACAUAUGGACAGAAGGAAGGUAAAAUUGGUUCCUCGUGUUCUGGUAUUAAUAUGACAUUUAGAUCCAUGGGAGCAUGUCAGUUCACACUUCAGCAUCAUUUUCUCUGAGGAUAUCUAAAGCAAUUUCACUUUAAGUGAGGACAAUGCCACUGCUCAAUUGUGCAGCAUUAAUAUUUAAUUCCUAAAAAUUAAUGCAGUUUCCUAGUGGGGAAUGUGCUCAGCAAUUUUUCCUCUAUUAAGGGGUAGUGGAAGACCUAAGGAGAAGCAGACUCAGAUGAUACAUCUCACUAAGGACAUGACUGAAGAUAGGAACCAUUGUAGACCAACUAUUAAAGUUAUAGGGUAGACUUUGUUUGAACUGCUUAGCUAGGCAUUUAGGUCUUCCCAAGGUUGUGUGGGUGUCCCUGAUGUGGCCUUCAGGGAAAUUAACCUAGAACAGGUUUAAGUCCCUGUUUACUUCACAAAAACAUACAGGUUUAAGAACAUUCGUGAAAAUAAAAUAAUCAAUUUGAACUCAUUUGCACUGCCUGUUUAAAUACUCUGCCAUUACAAUUUAUGUUUUUUUGAGCACCUUUAAUAGGCUGGAUUCAAUUAUAUUAUAACCCCUUUGAGAUCAAUAAAUCAGGAGGCUAUAGGUUGGAGCUUAUUUAAGUGCAACUCGGACACAAUUUAGUUACAAACUUAAUGAUCAACUUCAGAGCUUGCUUAUCUACGUCUAAGUUCAUUCAUGGAAAUUAAAUGUUCAUUUUGAUCUCAUAUACACUGUCUGUUUAAUUCCUCUGUCGUUUAGGUGUGCAUCAGUUUAUCUUUUUUGACUUCUGCACUCUAUGUUUGUUGAGCAAAAAUGUUCAAAAAAAUUUGCAAACGAAAUUUGCUGCAGUUUAUGAACGAGAGCAAUGUUAUAUUCAGCACUGUCUAUGUGUUUGUUGAGCACUGUCAAUAUGAAUAUUUUAUAUUUACCAAUGUCUACAUUGUUGCAGUCUAUAUACGGAAACAGUGUUAUAUUUGCUGUAGUGCUCAAUAUAACAUUGCUCCAGGUGGUACACGGCAGUUUCUUUUUAGCUCCUCGGCACAACAGUUUAUGUUUGUUAAGCAAAAAUAACAUUGUGAAAUAUAAUAUUACUUCUUACUUUUGGUGUACUUAUUGAUACUUAAUUGAAUUGUUCACACAGAAUGUGCCGGGUGGAGACAUACAACCGGAUCUCUUUAACAAACUCUUGAUAGAUAAAUCAUAUCUUUUUAAAGUUGAGGUCAGGUGUGCACACUUCGAUGAGUUUGAUCCUUCCUAUAAUGUUAUUGACAUUUGUUUCGAUGAGAAAACCAUCUCGCAAUUCAAGGAAACAAAUUUGAUUUUUUUUUGUCUGGGUUUGAUUACAUACGUAAUGUAAUAUACAUUUGGCUUUAGUGAAACUUUUGUUACGAAUAAUAAACACGUUGGUUUUAAGAUGCUAAUAAAAUAUUGUUUUGUCAAACCAUUGGUUAUAGACUGAUGUGACUUUGGGACUUUCAACUGGGGGAAAAUCAUCACAGCAUACCUUCUCUGUGGGCGAUGCAUCGAAGAAUUUGAUUGAAGAUUUUGUGGAAUCAAAGGGACGGCCUGGAGAUCAUCACCGACUACACUGUGGACAAAAGAAUGAAAAGGUCGAACAUUGUGAUAGAGACGGUAAGAAAAUGAAGACCAUUAAAAUAGAGAAAAGUUAAGAAUAGAACUCCAUAGAGUGAGCUUGAGAGAAUUGAUAUUCUUUAGGUUUGGACAUGUGUUAGAGAGUUUAUAAUUUAUAAUUGUUGGAUCUUUUGUUUAAUUUUAAAAAUAUUGGAUUUUUUAUGCAUUUAGUUUUUUAAAGAAGAUUUCAUGUUUGAAUAAUUUAUACUAAAUGCAAUAUUUUUAU